This is a messenger RNA of Linepithema humile (Argentine ant), 7883 nucleotides long. The record is from RefSeq and is a predicted model, not a curated record. Lineage: Eukaryota; Metazoa; Arthropoda; Insecta; Hymenoptera; Formicidae.
UUUAAAUCGAGUUAUAGACGUCGGGAGUGCCAUUUAAAGUGUCGCGCGAAUUUCGGGUUCGCGCGCGAGCAAUGCGCGCGUGUCGCGAACGCGUGUGUUUUAUUCCGUCGUAAUACCGGGAGUGUCGUGAAAAUUUCGCGCGAUUCCGAAUCGUUGUAUUCUAGUGAAUUUAUAGACGUCGGGAGUGCCGUUUAAAGUAUCGCGCGGAUUUCGGGUUCGCGCGCGAGCAAUGCGCGCGUGUCGCGAACGCGUGUGCUUUGAAAAACCAGAAGAAGAAGAAGAAGGAGACUUAGGAAAGGCACCGGGCGAUGGUGGAGCAACGUUGUGAUCAACUGGUGAACACAACACUCCGCUGUUGCACAUUGUAUCAUGUUACGAAGUCUUAAAACAUGCGUGUACAAGCCUAAAAGGUCAAUCACAACCAAACGGCAAGCCAUUCACAUCAGUUGUCACAUAUGUAUUGAAUCCAAAAGCUGUAACAAUAGCACAACUAUAUGGCGAAUAUGAUUCCAAUACACACGAGUGGACAGAUGGGAUAUUGCCAACUUUAAUACGAACGGAUGUAGCAGUAGUGAAUCCUGACAAAUGUUGGUAUAUUUUUGACGGACCGAUCGAUACAGUUUGGAUCGAGAAUAUCAAUACCAUCCUGGACGAUAAUAAGAAGCUUUGUCUCACGUCCGGCGAAAUAAUAAAGUUACUACCGACUCAAACUAUAAUGUUCGAAGUAGCGGAUCUUCAAGCAGCUUCCCCGGCUACAGUUUCCAGAUGUGGUAUGGUGUAUAUGGAACCGGAAAAUUUAGGUCUGCAACCUCUGAUCGAUUGCUGGAUACGAUCAUUGCCAACGACGAUGAACGAUUAUAUCGAGGAAAUAAUCAAGUUAUCCAAUCAACUGGUGCUUCCCGGUUUGAAGAUUAUACGUGAGAGCUUGCAAGAGAUCGUGGAUAUCGUAGAUUCUGCUAUUAUUCAAUCUUACAUAAAUUUGAUGAACUUUAGAAUUGGAUUAAUAACCGAACGCGAAGAAAAAGCACCACUGAAUUUCGCUUUCCAACGAACUAUACAGGAUUUAUUGUCACCGUGGGCAGCUUUUGCAACCGUUUGGGGAUUGGGUGCUGUUUGUAAUUAUGAAAGUCGUUGUAUAUUUAGUGACUGGCUGAGAAAAGUACAAAAGGAUGCUCAACACAAAAUACCGUUUCCAAAAGAUGGUCUUGUGUUUGAUUACAGGUUACACGAUGGAUUCACCGACUCCAUCGACGGUCAAGAGCCAAUUUCACCUAAAUGGUACAAGUGGUUGGAUGGCAUUCCACCCAUCAGAAUAACGCCGGAAACAGAAUACGCCGAUAUCGAAAUUCCAACUAUGGACUAUGUGCGAAAUUCGGUGAUAAUUGAAUAUCUUCUGAUUAAUGAAACGAAUAUACUCUGCGUGGGUCCAACCGGAAGCGGCAAGACUUUAACGAUAUCAGCAAAAUUAUCGCGCAGCAUGCCAAAAAAAUAUAUUUGCGAUUUUUUGACAUUCUCGGCGCGAACCACGGCAAAUGAGACGCAGGACGUAAUUGACACGAAAUUGAACAGGCGACGUAAAGGUAUCUAUGGGCCGCCUAUUCUAAAAAAGCAAAUUUUCUUUAUUGACGAUUUGAACAUGCCGACCUUGGAUACAUGCGACGCCCAAUCGCCUCUUGAAUUAAUUCGUCAAUUUAUGGAUUUUGGCGGGUGGUAUGACAGAAAGGAAAUCGGAUCUUUCAGAUUGAUCAAGGACGUAAAUUUUGUCGCAGCAAUGGGAUUAUCCAGAGGUGGAAGAAACCCAAUAACUGCUAGACUCUUACGACAUUUCCAUAUUAUUGCUUUUCCAGAGAUGGAGGACGAUGGCAAAUCGCAUAUCUUCAGAACAAUCUUCAACUCGUGGCUUUCAAACACACCGAAGCUCGGAAAUAUGCUGGACGAUAUAGUAGACGGCACUUUGAAAGUUUUCACAAUUAUACGCAGCAAAAUGUUACCCACUCCCAACAAAUCCCACUACACUUUUAACCUUCACGAUUUGAGCAAAGUGUUCCAAGGUAUUCUUAUGGCGGACGCAAGAAAAAUGCUAACUCGCGAGAAGCUGUUAUUACUUUGGUAUCAUGAGAAUAUUCGAAUCUUCAGUGAUCGUUUGAUUAACGAUGAGGAUAGAAAAUGUUUAGAGCAAUUCUUACGGAAUAUAUUAAAGGAGAAGUUUAAUUGUGAUGCUGAUAAUAUUAUCGGGACAAAAUCAUUAUUUUAUGGUGAUUUUUGCAGUACGACGCGAGAAUAUGAACAAAUAACAGAUAUGAAAAAAAUGAAAAAAAUUCUGAUCGACUUUUUGGAGGAUUAUAAUCAUUCAACAAUGUCGCCGAUACAAUUAAUAUUUUUUGAAGAUGCUAUGAAUCACAUUUGUCGAAUUAUGCGUAUUCUUCGGCAACCAAGAGGAAAUGCUUUAUUGCUAGGAAUGGCUGGAUCAGGACGUCAGAUCUUAACAAAGCUUUCAUCGCAUAUCCAAGAGUACAACUGUUUCCAGAUUGAAAUCAAUAGAUGUUAUACAAUUUACAAUUGGAGAGACGACAUCAAAAAUAUAAUGCUAAAGACAGGAUUGCGGAAUCAAUCUGUUGUCUUUUUAUUCUCAGAUACGCAGAUAAAAAAUGACUCCAUGUUGGAGGACUUAAAUAAUAUACUGAGCACCGGCGAUGUUCCGAACGUAUAUCAAGCUGAUGAAAUGGACAAAAUAUAUCAAGCAAUGCGGACGUCAAUACAAGAGCCUGGACUGCAGAUCAAUAAGGGCAAUCUUUUUUCCGCUUAUCUGAAGGCAGUCAGAAACAACUUACAUAUUGUCAUCACAAUGAGCCCGAUCGGAGAUAUAUUUCGUGCUCGCAUCAGACAAUUUCCGGCGCUAAUAAAUUGCUCUACAAUUGAUUGGUUUUGCCCCUGGCCGAAUACCGCGCUUCAGAGCAUAGCAACGUAUCUUCUGUCGGACAUUAAAGACAAAUUGAUCACGGACAAAAUUUGGCAACCUAUCAUAAGGAUAUGCGGAUAUAUGCAUAGCAGCGCGAUCAAUGCCAGUGAUCGUUUCUUGAAGGAACUAGAACGUUGUAACUAUGUUACUUCUACGUCGUACAUGGAGUUACUGACUAGCUAUACCAAGCUGCUGAAAAAGAAGAAGAACGAAUUAAAUUCUGCAAUAACUCGUUUGUCCGCUGGAUUGACCAAGUUGGCAAACACAGAGGCAGAAGUUAAUGAUAUACAGAAAAUAGUGAAACAUAUAAAGCCGAAGUUAGAGAAAGCGACGGAAGUUAUGGCGAGGAUAAUUCAAGAAAUUUCUCGAAACACAAUUGAAGCCGAAAAAACUAAAGUGGCAGCUGUGAAACAAGAAGCGGCGGCAUCAAAAAUGAGGGAGGAAAAUAAAGUGAUCAGGGAUGAGGUGGAGAUCGACUUGAAUGAGGCAAAAUCAAUGCUCGAGGCUGCCGAGGCCAGUUUGAAAGCGUUAAAUAAAAACGAUAUUAUGGUGGUAAGAGCGAUGAAAAGACCGCCGAUAGAAGUGCGUUUAGUGAUCGAGACAAUGUGCAUUGUGAAUAACGUGAAACCAAAUAAGAUUCCUGGAGAACGUCCCGGUGAAAUGACAUUAGAUUACUGGACUCCUGGAAAUGAGAUGCUAGCAGAUCCAAUAUAUUUCCUUCACACAAUACAGCACUAUAAAAAGGAAGAUAUCAAAGAGGAAAUGAUCAAUACAUUGAAAGACUACAUAGAAAAUCCCAACUUUCAACCAGCCAAAGUACUUCGAGUCUCGAAGCCAUGCUAUUCCUUGUGCAUGUGGAUCCACGCGAUAUACAACUACUAUGACGUGAAUACAAAAGUUGCGCCUAAGAUGACAGGUUUGACUACAACCGAGAAAACCUUGGCUAAAACCGAAAAGAUUUUGGAAGCCACUAUGUCGAGACUCCGAGAAGUAGAGGGAAGCAUCAAAAAGUUGCAAAAUCAGUUGAGUGAAGAAGAAGUGAGAAAGGCCGAACUGGAAAGGCAGACCCAACUUUACGAAGAACGAAUUACGUAUGCUGUAAGAUUGAUUGUGAGUCUAUCGAACGAAGAAAAACGAUGGUUUGUCAUACUGGAGGAUAUGAAAAUAUCUCUAAAAAAUGCUGUCGGUGACAUUCUUCUGGCGUCAGGUGCGAUAGCAUAUCUGACACCUUUCACGGACACCUACCGCCGGGAGCUUCUGAUCUCCUGGUACAGCGCUCUCGGCGAGGAUGUACCUCACACUCUAGACUGCAAACCGAUAUUAAUUCUCGGUAAUCAGAUUGAGAUAAGAAAUUGGCACAUCUGCGGUUUACCCAAAGACACCAUAUUCGUUGAGAACGCGAUUCUCGUUAUGAAUUCCAAGCGAAUUCCUCUCUUUAUCGAUCCGCAGGCACAGGCGAACAAGUGGAUACGCAAUAUAUGCAAACCAAUUGGACUUUCAAUUACAAAAAUAAUGGAUAAAGACCUUUUACGCACGAUUGAAGAUUGCGUGCGAUUCGGCAAGCCCUGCUUGAUUGAAAAUGUUGGUACAGAAUUGGAAGCUGCCCUAGAUUCCAUUCUUAAACGUACGCUAUUUAGACAUGCCGGACAGCUCAGUGUCAAAAUUGGCGAGGAUAUUGUGCCCUACAACUUUGAUUUUCGCCUUUACCUAACUACGAAACUACCGAAUCCCCAUUACGCACCAGAAAUAGCAGCAAAAGUGUUGAUAGUCAACUUUACGCUUACUGUUGGCGGCCUUGUCGAACAGAUACUCUCUCUGGUCACAAUACAGGAACGCCCUGAUAUCGAGCAGGAAAGGAACAGACUUAUUGUAUCAAAUGUCGAAAUAAAACACGAUCUAAUAGAGACCGAAGAUAAAAUUCUACACAAACUCACAGCAUCCGAAGAAUUGACAAUAGAUGACAUGAAUCUAAUUCUUAUCCUAAAAGCCCAGAGCGAGGAAAUCAAGACAAAGAUAGAGGCCGCCGAAUUUGCGCAAGCAGAUAUCGAUUUAACGAGAUCAUUAUACAUGCCGAUUGCAAAUCGAGCACAAAUACUGUUUUUUUGUAUUGCCGAUCUCCAGUGUAUCAAUAUUAUGUACCAGUAUUCCUUAGAGUGGUUUGUCGUUAAUGUUAAUAAUAGCAUACUAAAUGCCGAAACAAACAAAGAUAUCGAUAAGCGGAUCGUAAAUAUCAACAAAAAUUUGACGUUUGAGCUGUUCUCGAACGUAUGUCACGGUUUAUUUGUGAAACAUAAGCUGCACUUCGGGUUUCUUCUCUGCGCGCGUAUUCUCUUGGAUGACGGCACUAUCGAUUCGAAAGAAUGGCAACAUUUUCUUACAACAAUCGCACCGAUUCAAGAAUUGCCAAAUCCCGCGCCUAAAUGGAUUACUUCGCAGUGCUGGAAGGAAAUUCAAGCUUUGGAAAGGCUUCCAAAAUUUAACAAAUUUAUUAUAUUUUUCCAACAAUCGUUAAUCCAGUUUAAAAAUAUAUUUGAUACUCAGGAAGCACAUUUAGUGCCAUUUCCCGAACCAUGGGCCACAAAGCUGGACGACUUUGAAAAAUUGUUGGUGCUCAAGUGCCUACGGCCCGACAAAGUCAUUAAUACUAUGCAAAUCUAUCUAGCGAAGUAUCUAGGUCGGCAGUUUAUUGAACCGCAAGUUGCGAAUUUGUCAGCAAUUUAUAUGGCAUCAUCUAACACCAAGCCGAUUGUCUUUAUUUUAUCGCCCGGCACUGACCCGCUGAAGAAAUUACAUAAAUUCGCCGACAAAUUAGAAAUGGGGACAAAAUUACAUUCAAUAUCUCUCGGGCAGAAUCAAGAACUCAAAGCGCAAGCCAUGUUAAAACAAGCGGCGGAAGUUGGCAACUGGGUUUUCUUUCAAAAUUGCCACUUGACACCAAGCUGGAUGCUGGAACUCGAAUCCUUCAUCGAAACGUUGUCAUCGGAAAAUGUUCAUCAAGAUUUUCGAUUGUGGAUGACAUCCGAGCCGUCGUCCAAUUUUCCCCUUAGUAUUCUUCACAAUAGCAGCAAAAUGAUAAUACAGACACCGCGAGGUAUAAAGGCCAACAUGCUUCAUGCAUACCUGACACAAGUGAUAGAAAUACAAGAGCUUUUGAAAUCCGACCACCCGAAAGCUCCGUCAUUCAAGUGGCUUGUAUUCUCACUUUGCAUGUUCCACUCAAUUCUGCUCGAGAGACGGAAAUUUGGUUCUCUCGGCUUCAACAUAUCCUACGAGUUUACAAACGAGGAUUUAGCUAUAUGCGUUUUGCAACUAUACAUAUUUCUCAUGGAAUACGAUACUUCACCGUAUAAGAUUCUCACAUAUACUACUGGACACAUUAACUAUGGUGGACGAAUAACAGAUGAUUGGGAUCGUCGAUGUGUCUUGACACUUCUCGAGGAUUAUUAUAAUCCUGAUGUUGCCCUUCCAGACUACCAAUUUGAUCAACAGGGCAUUUAUUAUCAGUUGCCGACUACAGCGUCAUUUGACGAUUAUGUGGAGUAUAUAAAGGAUUUGCCUUUAAACGAUGAUCCAUCAUUAUUUGGCCUGCAUUCAAAUGCUGAUAUAAAUUGCGCGCAAGCGGAAGCAUACAUUUGCCUUGCAACUCUAUCAAAUAUACAAUCUAAAGACCUUGGUGUUGCAACCGCAAAUGUGGAAGAAGUGACAAGUGAAAUAACUAACAAUAUGUUAGCCACAAUUCCUGAACCCUUUGACUUAAUUGCAAUGCAAAUGAGAUACCCAUUAUUGUACGAGGAAUCUCUUAAUACUGUUCUGUUGGAAGAAGCUCGUCGAUACAACGGCUUACUCGAAAUCGUGCAAUCAACGUUACAGGAUCUUUUGAAAGCUUUAAAAGGUUUGAUUGUCAUGUCGGAGCAACUCGAAAGGAUAGUUAUUAGUCUUUUUAACAAUAAAAUACCCGCAAAUUGGCAAAGCAAGAGUUAUCCUUCUUUAAAAUCUUUGGCCGCAUGGUUCCACGAUUUGAAGAAAAAAAUUAAAUUUAUAAGUGAUUGGCGAGAUCACGGUAUACCAUCAGCAUUUUGGAUGCCCAGUUUUUACUUUCCUCAAGCCCUCCUAACUGGCACGUUGCAAAACUUUGCACGCAAACAUAUAGUAUCCAUUGACACAAUCGAUUUUAGCUACAAGGUUUUAUCUUCUAAACCAAUGCAGAGACCAUCGAAUGGUUGUGUCAUUUAUGAUCUUUUUCUGGAGGGCUGUCGGUGGGACGGAAAAUAUCUCGCGGAAUCUUUUCCAAAACAAUUAUUUACCCAGAUGCCACCGAUUUUCCUAUUACCGGAAGUUGACCACGCAAUUCUACCUUAUGGAAUUUACAUAUGUCCUUUAUAUAAAACUAUUGAGCGCACUGGAACGCUGAGCACAACGGGACAUUCCACGAACUUCGUUCUAGCAAUGGAAAUUCCUACUGACAAGUCACAGUCUCAUUGGAUAAAAAGGGGAGUGAUGUUGAUAUGCGCCUUGGACUAUUAGAAUUUCUCUGUCACAAUGUACCACAAAUUAGCAGCUUAUAAUGGAAGGCGCAAUUAGCACUCUAAGUGUGCGCGUUAUUAAUUUUAUACUUAAUAUACAGGAUGUUUCAGUGAUGUCCUCUUUAACCAUCAUUACAGUUAGUUAUUUUAAACAAUUAGACAAAGAGGAUUGUCAUAAAGUAGUUAAGGAUUUUGUCAGUCGAGAACAACAUGAAAUAAAGCGUAAUCUGAAAUCUAUUUCAUAUUCAAAAUAUAUUUAUAUUUUGUACAAUUAUGUAAAUCUAUUGACAAAAUCAUUGCUGUCAAAUAAAAGUAACAAUGUUACAUGUAUUGAAUUAGAUGCAAUAAUGAGAUCGCUAAAAGGAAAAUUAGAAUAUAGAGUAAAGUAUAACCUUUUUGGA